Molecule: messenger RNA, 315 nt
Organism: Contarinia nasturtii (swede midge)
Lineage: Eukaryota; Metazoa; Arthropoda; Insecta; Diptera; Cecidomyiidae
Product: chromobox protein homolog 5-like
Exons: 1
Coding region: 1-315 (104 amino acids)
Cellular component (GO): nucleus
Source: RefSeq, a predicted model, not a curated record
AUGGUGUCAUCACUGGUAGCAGCCAGAGAAUAUCCGAUGAAAAAAAAUUCACAAUCGACUCCACAGAAGAAGAAUGUUAACGAUAAGAACAAGAAAAAAGUCGAUGGAAAAAAUGAUCAUGCUGAACAAAAUAUAGUGGGUGCAACCGAUUUAUAUGACGACAAAAUCACAUUCAACAUCAAAGCCAAGGACAGCGAUGAAUGUGAAAUUGUGCCAUCGAAAAUUGCGAAUUUGGCUUGUCCACAAUUGGUGAUUGAAUUUUAUCGAAAGCAUCUCGUUUUCACUGAUUUAUUUACCGUUAAGCGAGCCUAUUAA